Molecule: messenger RNA, 3690 nt
Organism: Dipodomys spectabilis (banner-tailed kangaroo rat)
Lineage: Eukaryota; Metazoa; Chordata; Mammalia; Rodentia; Heteromyidae
Gene: Sytl4
Product: synaptotagmin like 4
Exons: 17
Coding region: 168-2186 (672 amino acids)
Biological process (GO): intracellular protein transport; exocytosis
Cellular component (GO): exocytic vesicle; plasma membrane
Molecular function (GO): phospholipid binding; small GTPase binding; neurexin family protein binding
Source: RefSeq, a predicted model, not a curated record
GCCGGCUGGCCAAGCAGGGUUGCGGUCCUUCAGAAGCUGGAGACCCUCCCUCGAAUCCUGCAUUGGGACUUCUAGUCUUCUCCCGCUACCUGUUGCUGGUGACAGACAAUUUGUAGCUGUCCUUAUCUGUGACUUUGAAGAAGAAUAGAAAAAGAGUAGAAGACAUCAUGUCAGAGAUAUUGGACCUCUCUUUUCUGUCUGAGGUGGAAAGGGAUUUGAUUCUCAACGUCCUGCAGCGAGAUGAGGAGCUCAGGAAAGCAGAUGAGAAAAGGAUUAGGCGACUGAAGAAUGAACUACUGGAGAUAAAAAGGAAAGGGGCCAAGAGAGGCAGUCAACACUACAGUGAUCGGACCUGUGCCCGGUGCCAGGAGGGCUUGGGCCGUUUGACUCCCAAGAGCAACACUUGCUGGGGUUGUAAUCACCUGGUAUGUCGGGAGUGCCGCAUCCAGGAAAGCAAUGGUUCCUGGAGGUGUAAGGUGUGCUCCAAGGAAAUAGAGCUGAAGAAAGCAACUGGAGACUGGUUUUAUGAUCAGAAGGUGAAUCGUUUUGCUUACCACACAGGCAGCGAGAUAAUCAGGAUGUCCCUGCGCCGCAAGCCGGCAGUGAGUAAAAGAGAGACAGUGGGACAGUCGCUCCUUCAUCAGACCCAGAUGGGAGAUGUUUGGCCAGGAAGAAAGAUCAUUCAGGAGCAACAGAAGGAGCCCAGUGUGCUAUUUGAAGUGCCAAAGCUGAGAAGUGGAAAGAGUGCACUGGAGGCUGAGAGCGAGAGUCUGGAUAGCUACACAGCUGACUCAGAUAGCACCUCCAGGAGAGACUCUCUGGAUAAAUCUGGGCUUUUUCCAGAAUGGAAAAAGAUGUCUGCCCCCAAAUCUCAAGUAGAAAAGGAAAUUCAGCCAGGGAGUCAAAAUGCAGUAUUUGUUGAUGAAAGUGAAAUGAUAUUCAAGAAGAACACUAGAAAAGUCCUUAGGCCCUCAGAAUAUACUAAAUCUGUGGUCGAUCUUCGCCCUGAAGAUAUGGGACAUGAAAGUAGCUCUUUGGGAGACAGAAGCAGAUCUGUUCCAGGCCUCAGUGUGGAUAUGGAAGAGGAAGAGGAGGAAGAAGAAGACAUUGAUCACCUGGUAAAAUUGCAUCGCCAGAAAUUAGCCAGAAGCAGCAUGCAAAGUGGCUCCUCCAUGAGUACCAUUGGCAGCAUGCUGAGCAUCUAUAGUGAAGCUGGUGAUUUUGGGAAUAUCUCUGUGACAGGCAAGAUUGCCUUUUCCCUGAAGUUUGAACAGCCAACACAAACUCUGGUUAUUCAUGUGAAGGAGUGUCACCAGCUAGCUUAUGCUGAUGAAGCUAAGAAACGUUCUAACCCGUAUGUGAAGAUGUAUCUUCACCCUGACAAGUCCCGUCAAGGUAAAAGAAAAACCAGCAUCAAACGGGAUACCAUCAAUCCACUAUAUGAUGAGAUCUUUAAGUAUGAGGUCCCAGAAUCUCUCCUGGCCCAGAGGACCUUACAGUUUUCAGUUUGGCAUCAUGGUCGUUUUGGCAGAAACACUUUCCUUGGUGAGGCAGAGGUCCAGAUGGAUUCCUGGAAGCUUGAAAAGAAACUGGAUCAUUGCCUCCCUUUACAUGGAAAGAACAGUGCCGAGUCUCUGAUUAGCUUGCCAUCACACAAAGGCGAGUUGGUGGUCUCCCUAAAAUAUAUCCCAGCCUCCAAACUCCCCACUGGAGGUGACCGGAAAAAAAGUAAAGGUGGAGAAGGAGGAGAACUGCAGGUGUGGAUCAAAGAAGCCAAGAAUCUGACAGCUGCCAAAUCAGGAGGGACUUCAGACAGCUUUGUCAAGGGAUACCUUCUUCCCAUGAGGAACAAGGCCAGUAAGCGUAAAACCCCUGUGAUGAAGAAGACCCUGAAUCCUCACUACAACCACACAUUUGUCUACAAUGCAGUGAGGCUGGAAGACCUACAGCACAUGUGCCUGGAACUAACUGUGUGGGACCGGGAGCCCUUGGCCAGCAAUGACUUCCUUGGAGGGGUCAGGCUGGGUGUUGGCACUGGGAUCAGUAAUGGGGAAGUGGUGGACUGGAUGGACUCAACUGGGGAAGAAGUGAGCCUGUGGCAGAAGAUGCGACAGUACCCAGGGUCUUGGGCAGAAGGGACUCUCCAACUCCGUUCCUCCAUGGCCAAGCAGAAGCUUGGUUCAUGAGUCCCUCACAUCCUCUGCAGGUCCAGCCCUAGCCAGGGCAAGUCAGAGAAAGUGAGGAAACCAAGAGCAAAGAUUUUUAAUUUAAUAUGUGGUGUGUGUGUGUGUGUGUGUGUGUGUGUGUGUGUGUGUGUGUGUUCAAACAUGUAUUCUUGCAAAUCUCACUUUGCUAGGUAGAGUGGUAGAGACUUGUUCUUCCUUUGAAAGCAGGUUCAAGAAUAAAGGCUUCUUCAAAAUAUUUUUAUUUGUAUAUAAUCUACUACAUUUUCAGAAUUCCUUCCUUCCUGUGUCUUUAUAAGCGUCAAUCAACUUAAAAAAAUUUUGUUUUAAACAACUUUUCUCUUUUCCUUGCUAUCCUGUUCUUACUUGUUGAGGAAGUUCCUGCAACUUUUGGCUUUAGUUCCAUCUUGUGGUUCAAGGUAUGCCUGAUCUGGGGCCAAGGCUCUGAGAAGUAGGGUUGGGUUACCACAGGUGUGGGGGAGGGGAGGCAGUUAUGAGAGGGACAUUAAGUAGGUCCUGUCCUUUGGCUCCAAUUUACACUUUUAACUCAUCUUCUACCUUGAUAAAUUUUUGGCUUUUGUUUUAUUAAGCAGUUUCCACUUUGCUUAAAUAUAAUAAUUUUCCUUGAAAUGCUAAGCAAACCCCCAGCUUCUGCCAGUAUUAGAUAUCUACUAGACCUUUGGAAAACUCUUAUAAUGGAGUCAUUUUAGAAAAUCUCUCUAGUUAGAUGAUGGCUUUCUGAAUCAUGAAUGUGCCCAGUGAGAUCUUCUACUGAUCCCAGAAGACUCAAGUGAUGGAAGUUAAAGGACCUCACAGCCCAUCCUCAAUUCUGCACAUUUUAAAUUCAUAUAGCAGUUGCUGGAAAGAGAAUUCCUUAUUUCAGUAAUGAAAGAUGAGAUACCGUCACUCUCAUGUAACACAUGCUUCUCUGUCAGGCUGUGUAGCCUCACACAAUAUGGUUACAUACCUACCUUGGUGUUGGCCAGAAGGGCCCCAGGGACUCCCUACCCUAGAAACUAUUUUUGCCUUAGGAGAAUGGGAGCAGAUAGUCUCCCAGUCUGAUAUCCUGUCUCAUAAUGGCUUCAAUUCCUAUUUUCUAUGUUUACCUACAGGCUACCUGGGAAUGAAUGGUGUGUUCAAGCUUUUCAGAAAGAUUUCUGAUGAGCCAACUUUCAUUUCCAUGCUACUCUCCCUUCCAAACUAAUCAUUUUAUCCUUACAAGGGUAUCUAUACAGAGUGGUAUGUGGAAAGGAGUCUAUCUCAGAGAAGAAAUUCUUUUCAAUACAGCCAGCUGCUAGCUGACUUUUCUACAAGCCUACUGGACUGGGGCAUCUAGUGUGGUUUCUACUGGAUGUGUGAACUGAAUGGAGGAAUGUUCUUAAAAGAUUUAUUUGCUGUAGAUUGGUACUGUAAUGGGAAGUAUUACUUGAAAUCCUGGGUUGUAAGUUGCUCUUUUUUUUUCUGCCCCCUUACGUAUAAGUGUGCUUCAAUAAAGCUUUUCUAUUUG